Punica granatum (pomegranate) is the source of this 2381-nucleotide messenger RNA. The record is from RefSeq and is a predicted model, not a curated record. NCBI's taxonomy places the organism in Eukaryota, Viridiplantae, Streptophyta, Magnoliopsida, Myrtales, Lythraceae.
CAGUGUUCUAUGCAUGCACUGAUAAUUUUGCUCCAAUUAAUAUUGACAUAAUUUUUUUGAGGAAAAAAAUAUAAAAAUAUGUGUAUAUAUCUUCUGGGUGGCAGUUUGGAUUGAGACAAUGUCGUUUUCUGGUGAAGUGAGGAACAUGAUGGUGGUGGUGAUGAUGGUUAUGCCCGAGAGCAGGAAGAAGAAGAAGAAAGCCCAUCUUUCAGCCUGAAAAAGCAUCGAGAUUUCUUCCAUUUUCCAGUUCUCCAGUUUUUGUGAAUUUUAUGCUUUAGGCUGAAAAGAUGAACGUUUUGAAUCCAACAGGUAUAGUUUACAGUAGGAUUAAUAAACUAGAACCGGAGCACGUCACGAAGAUCAUGGGUUAUCUUCUCUAUCAGAUGCCGAGCGACCAGGAUAUGUCCCUAUUGGCCCUAGCUCCGGACAAGUUGAUGCAGGACAUUGUUUCUGCUGCGAAGAUCGACCUUCAGUUGCACAAGAAACCAGCCUCUCCCCCGGUCUCGGCCCCCGUGACGAGCCUUAGGCAUGUUGCUGGGCCGCAGUUCAAUCACAGGCAUGUUCCAUCUCCCUAUCAGCAAUUCUAUGCCAAGAAACAGUCGGAUUAUGCCGUCCCAUACUUGGAACACCAAGGCCAAGCCCAGAACCAGUUCUUGUCCCUCGAUGAUCAAGCAGAGAAAGUGGCUCUAGGUAGGAUGGAGUUUCCAGUCGAAUACUUGUACCAAAAGGAUUUGGAGAGGCAAUUGAAUGGGAGAGUUAUCAACCGGAGAUAUUCAAACGUCAAUGAAUAUCCAACUAAGACUUGCCACUAUUUUAGUCGGGGAUAUUGUAGGCAUGGGAAUAACUGCAGGUACCUUCAUGGGCAAGCCAGUCCCGAUGGGUUCUCUCCCAUGCUCGGGCCCUUCCUGCAUGACGGGGUCCAUGAUCAGAUUUUGGGACAGGGUUCACUCAAUAAGUUACAGCUUGAAAUUGUGGAGAUCUUGAAAUCGAGGAGAGGGAACCCUCUCUCAAUCGCUUCUUUGCCGAUGAUUUACUACGAGAGGUACGGGAAAGUUCUCCAAGCAGAGGGGUAUCUCACGGAGAGCCAGAGAAACGGUAAGGCUGGUCACAGCCUGACAAGGCUGCUCUCGAGAUUGAGCGAGAUUAAACUAAUUGAUAGCAGGCCUCAUGGACAGCACGCAGUGAUUCUGGCAGAGGAUGCGCCGAAGUACCCGGAAGGCCGGAACGAGGGCACUCUGAUAAACAGCAAGUCGAAGCAGAUAUAUCUUACUUUUCCAGCAGAGAGCACUUUUACAGAAGAAGAUGUUUCGAACUAUUUCAGCACUUAUGGACCAGUUGAAGAUGUGAGAAUUCCCUGCCAACAUAAACGCAUGUUUGGUUUUGUUACUUUUGUCGAUUCUGAGACUGUGCAAACAAUUUUGGCAAAGGGUAAUCCUCACUAUGUUUGUGGUGCUCGAGUACUGGUGAAGCCUUACAAGGAAAAGUCAAAGCUCAUCCACAGGAAGUACCAGGAGAAAAUCGAGUUGCAUCAUAUACAGCCUUAUGUAGAUGCCGACUCUGAGCUUCACUCAAUGCAGAGAAGCUCUGAAACCUUAACAUUACUUCGAUACCACCAAAAGUUCAUGGAAGAGCAGCAGGAGCAGGCUCUUGAACUAGAGAGGAGGAGCUAUGCUCAGCAACAAUUAAUGAGGAAGGAUUAUCAGCAGCAGUCUUACCUCAUUAACUCAUUCAACGGGCUUAAAAUCUCUGAAGAUCGAUCCAACAUCCCAUCAGCGAACUUUUUUAAUCCCUUGGUGGACGUUCUGAAUGGCAACUCUGCAGAAGGCAAUAAGCUGAGUCCUAUAAAAACCAUCAAUCCUGAUGAAGAAAGAGACAUGCUUAACCUCCCCGAUAGCCCUUUCGCGUCCUCGAUAAUCAACAGCAUCACAAACUUGAUUAGUUAGGAGCGGCAGACAGACACAACAGAAGAAAAGUUAGGGUACUGACUCUUUGAAGGAUCUCAAAGUUCUUUGUACAUAAAGGCUCGUGUUUCUUUUCCCGCUCUUCCACAGCAUCCUGAAGUACAUAAAUACCGAAAGGAGAAAUGUCUGAAGAAUCCUCUCCGAGAUAGCAGCAGAAAGGUGACAUGAUAGGAUACAGAGAAGAACAGCUAAGGUUUUAGGACAAGAUACUUACGUCUCGGAUAAGAGACGAGGUAUAUUUUAUAGUACGGAGUGAUAGAGAUCAGUGAUAGGUGAAGAGGAGGUUUGAGACAUGUUCGGAACCUAUGUUUAGCAUCGAGAAAUAAUAGUCGUUAUAGUAUAGUUUUGCAUAGGGCAUGUUCUUGAUGUAGUCCAGAAAUAACAGUUCAUUUCAUCCACAUAUCAAUUACUGCUUUUCCA